Messenger RNA from Symbiodinium necroappetens, 1314 nucleotides. The record is from the annotation of a GenBank genome assembly. NCBI's taxonomy places the organism in Eukaryota, Dinophyceae, Suessiales, Symbiodiniaceae.
GACACCUCCCUUCUUCGAAGAUCUGAGCAGGAUCAGGAUUCGACAAGUUUCAAGAGCGGACCGCGGCAAGGAACCCAGCGAUCGUCUUGCUCAGGCAGUCAGUGUGCAUCAAGGAGCACCUUAGCCCCCCCGACAAGCGAGACAAGUGCGUCUGCACGGGCGAACUUUUUUGUCCGUCGAGGCCAUGAUGCCUGGAGAGACCUGCGAUACCAGGACGCUUUGGCUGAUUUCAGCGAGGGAGCCAACGUGGAAGCGGAUGAAGGACCGUCAUCUCUGUCGCUGCUCUGCCUUCGGUUCUGCUUGGGAGUGGACUUAGGUGACCUUCGGGGGCACGAGGCUUGCAGAGCCAUGGCGGAAGGCCUCAGCCAGCUCUGGUGUCUAUGCAGAGAGAGGCAGGCACGUCAACUACGGAUUCUAAGACCUCGGAAGUCCAUGUGGGAGCCUGAUGAUCGUGUCCAGUGGGCAGCUGAAGACAUACAAAUCUUUGAUGGAAGCUGCAGUGUGGGGACAGGAGAGGAUGUUGCUGAAAUUGGUUACCGCCUGCUCGUGAACCGGAAGCCAAGAGCAAUUGAGAACACCCUUUUGAUCCUAUAUCACGGUAAUGGAGAAAUUUGCGAAGACUACACCGACUGGGCAGACAUCUAUCGAGUCUUUCCUUGUAGCAUGCUGAUUUUCGACUACCGCGGCUAUGGCUGGUCAUCGGGAAUGCCGACCAUGGCCAACUUGCUCAGCGACGCGGAGCAAUGCAUGCAGAAGCUGCCGGAGAUUCUCCAAGAGAAGGGCCUGGCCUGGCCCUGGCCAGCGCCGGUUUUGCUGCUCGGGCGCUCGCUGGGCAGCGCCGUGGCGACACAUCUUCUCGGAACGAUGGCAGACAAGUUCGAUGGGCUGAUUAUCGACUCUGGAUUCGCAACAAGUGGAGAUGAGCGCUAUGAUCAGCUGCUGACAUGGCUGGGUGACUCGCGCGAGCAAGCCGCCACCAUGUUCAAGGAGCUUUCGAAGGCGCUGCGAGCAUCGUUACCACCCGGAUGCAAGCCGGGGCAGGCAGAUCUGCGGAUCCUGGGAAGUGUGGACUUUCUUCGAGCAUUUCGGGGGCCUGUGUUGUUGCUGCACGGAGAGCACGACUUCAUAGUGCCUCUCGAACAUGCCCAGAGGCACUACGAUGCAGCUGUGCACUCUAGUCAACGAGAGCUCGUGGUGCUGGAUGCUGACCACAACACCCUUGCCGGAGUUCCUGAUUUCUGGAAGAAGCAAAUGGCUUUUGCAAAGUGCCUCGUACACAAGAAAGCCAAUGCGAACCAAAAGGUGUACUCGUAG